Messenger RNA from Fragaria vesca subsp. vesca, 2920 nucleotides. RefSeq names its product glutamate receptor 2.8-like. Gene Ontology annotation, molecular function: glutamate-gated receptor activity. The transcript has 5 exons. The record is from RefSeq and is a predicted model, not a curated record. Lineage: Eukaryota; Viridiplantae; Streptophyta; Magnoliopsida; Rosales; Rosaceae. Bases 1 to 2754 code for a protein of 917 amino acids. Gene Ontology annotation, cellular component: plasma membrane.
AUGAAGACGAAGCAAACCAAUGCUGCUGUUUGUUCUUACUUCUUGAUUCUUUCAUUGAGUAUUUCCUUGGUCAUGGCCAUUGGAGAAAACACAAGUACUAUUCCGGUGAAUGUGGGAGUGAUUCUCGAUAUGGAUGAUUCGCCAAGUAAAGUUUGGUUGAGCUGCAUCAACAUGGCCCUAUCAGAUUUCUAUGCAUCUCACCGUUCUGCGAAGACGAGGCUGGUUUUGAGUACUAGGGACUCCAGAAAUGAUGUUGUAGGCGCAGCUGCUGCAGCUUUGGACCUCAUAAAGAAUGUUCAAGUUCAAGCGAUUAUAGGGCCUGUAUCAUCAAUGCAAGCCAAUUUCCUGAUUGAUCUAGGAGAGAAGGCUCACAUGCCCAUGAUCUCAUUUUCAGCAACAAGUCCUUCCCUCACCUCCCACCCAAGUUCGUAUUUCUUCCGAGCUGCACAAACUGACUCCUCUCAGGUCAAAGCCAUAGCUGCUAUUGUCCAAGCUUUUGGGUGGAGAGAAGCUGUGCCAAUCUAUAUAGAUAAUGCCUUUGGCGAGGGGGUACUACCCUACUUGGUGGAUGCCUUGCAAGAGGCUCGAGCUCGCAUGCCUUACCGGAGUGCCAUACCUCCAACCGCAACGAAUGACCAACUUAUUGGAGAGCUUUACAAGUUGAUGACAAUGCAAAUCCGAGUCUUCAUUGUGCACAUGACUCCCUCCCUUGGUUCUAGGCUUUUCGCCAAAGCGCAAGAGUUGGGGAUGAUGAAGGAAGGCUAUGUUUGGAUCAUGACCAAUGGGCUAACCAAUCUGUUGAGUUCAACAAACGGUUCAGUCAUCAACUCAAUGCAAGGGGCAUUGGGUGUGAGAACUUAUGUGCCAAUAACAGACGAGCUUGUUGACUUCAGGGCUCGAUGGAAAAGGAAAUUCCAACAAGAAAAUCCGAGCAUAGUUGAUGUUGAACUAGAUGUUUUUGGACUAUGGGCAUAUGAUGCUGCCUAUGCAUUAGCCAUGGCAGUUGAGAAUGUUGGCACUAGAUCGACCUUUGGCUUCCAAAAGACGCAUACUUCAAUCAACUCAUCAUCAACAGAUCUCGAAACUCUUGGUGUCUCUAGCAAAGGUCUAGAACUUUCCAAAUUCUUGUCAAGUACUAGAUUUAGAGGCAUUGCAGGAGAUUUCAGUUUUGUUAACGGUCAAUUACAAUCUCCAAUGUUCGAAAUAGUUAAUGUGAAUGGUAAUGGAGCAAGAGGCAUUGGGUUUUGGACACCAAAACGUGGACUUGUGAAAGAUUUGAACACCUCAAAGGACACCAAGAGUGCAUACUCAAGUUCUAAAUCUGGUAUGGGACCAAUAAUAUGGCCUGGAGAUUCUGCCUCAACUCCGAAAGGUUGGGAAGUUCCCACAAAUGGUAAAAAGUUGAGAGUAGGAGUUCCUGUGAAGAUUGGUUCUCCUGAGCUUGUGAAGGUGGUGCGUAAUCCUGUCACUAAUGCAACAGAAGUCACUGGGUUCUGCAUUGACAUCUUUAAAGCUGUUAUGGAAGGAUUACCCUACGCAGUUACUUAUGACUUCGUUCCCUUUGCAAAGCCCGAUGGUACUACUGCUGGCAGCUACAAUGACUUGGUUCAUCAAGUUUUUCUUGGGAAUUUCGAUGCUUUGGCCGCAGCGACAACGAUUAGAGGGAACAGGUCUUUGUAUGUUGAUUUUACAUUGCCAUACACAGAAUCGGGAGUAGUAAUGGUAGUGCAAACGAAAGAUAGUCGGAGCCAAGAUCCAUGGAUUUUCCUCAAGCCUUUGGAAUGGAAGCUUUGGCUGACAAUUUGUUGCUCUUUCAUCGCAAUUGGUUUUGUGGUUUGGGUUCUUGAACAUCGUAUCAAUGAUGAUUUUCGUGGUAAACCCUCGCGUCAAGUCGGCACAAGCAUUUUGUUCUCCCUCUCAACAAUGGUUUAUGCACAUCAGAAUGUGGUUAGCAACUUGAGUAGGAUUGUGGUGAUCGUUUGGGUAUUUGUUGUGCUAGUACUAGUUCAAAGUUAUGGAGCUAGUCUAUCAUCAAUACUAACGGUUCCACAGCUAAAACCAAGUUAUUCUGGGAUAGACGUGCUUGUGAAGAAUAAGGAUUAUGUAGGUUACCCAAAGGGUUCGUUUGUCUACAGCCUUAUGAUAGAAAGAGGUUUUGAUGAUUCUAAAAUAAAGCCUUAUACAACACCGGAAGAAUGUGACCAACUUUUGACAAAGGGAAGUGCAAAUGGUGGUAUUGCUGCUGCCAUUGAUGAAACUCCCAACUUGAAGCUAUUUCUUGCCAAGUAUUGCAAAAAAUACAUGGUUGGCCCAAUCUUCAAAACUAGUGGCUUUGCCUUUGUUUUUCCCAAAGGUUCACCUCUUGUACCGGAUGUUUCAAGGUCAAUUCUAAAUGUGACCGAGGGGGACGAGAUGAAGAACAUUGAGAGUAAAUGGUUCGGAGAAACUACCUGCUUAGACAACAAACCAAAUGAUUCUGAUCACCGCCGUUUUACAUUUUACAGCUUUUGGGUUCUCUUCCUCAUUUCCGGUGUCUCUUCAUGUUUAGCUCUCAUCAUCCAUACAACAUUAUUCUUUCAUAAGAAUCUACACAUCUUAUUGACAUGUUGGUCAGUAUGGCGAAGCAUUCGAGUCAUGUUUAUUGUACUGAGUUAUACUCCAAACUCAUCUUUCUUGAGGGAACAAGCAGAAACAGAUGUGGAUCAAAUGGUUACAGCUCCUCAAGGUGAAGGAGCUGAUCAAGAACACAAUUGAUUUGCUACAUCUUACACUGUUACUUUGCAUGUUUGAUAGUUCAGUAUACACACUUUGCCAAACAAUUUGUGAUAUGCCUAAAUCUUACUGUUGAGUUCAUGAUCUGGAGACUUCAUGAACAGAGAUUAAACAACAAGCUCUUGUCAAUUCGUUGGUCUCUUCAAUC